This is a messenger RNA of Chelmon rostratus (copperband butterflyfish), 5475 nucleotides long. RefSeq names its product chromosome 16 C6orf136 homolog (gene c16h6orf136). NCBI's taxonomy places the organism in Eukaryota, Metazoa, Chordata, Actinopteri, Chaetodontiformes, Chaetodontidae. Bases 308 to 1573 code for a protein of 421 amino acids. The record is from RefSeq and is a predicted model, not a curated record. The transcript has 7 exons.
GCAAGGACACACAGGGCUGGAAUGACAUUUGUGUAAGUUAGCAAAGUAAUGCUUACUAGCUUGUUACUGGCGUUAACCUAUCUGUGACUACUGUACAACACAUGACCUGGAGAACCACAACGUCUAGACUGACUUCAGCGGGUUUUCGUCAGCGAAAGGUUUGUUGAGAUAAAGGGCCUGCAGCUGUAGCUGGGAAUCAUCCAGAAUCAAACUGUCCUGAGGAUACCUUCUGUGUGUCUUUGCGACCUCCUCCGUACUUUUGGUGAUGGUCAGUUGGUGACUGGGGUUGCCCCCGCCCCUUUGGUGAAUGGCUGUGAGCAGAGGGGGCGUUGCCUUCUGGGUGGGUUGUGUCCGCAGCCAUGGCAGAAGGCAACCCAUCAAAAAACAGGCGGUUUACUGGCAGUGGAUCCAUCAAACACGCCCCCUGAGCAGUGCAUCAUGGGCCCUGGUGCCCCCCAACAGCCUGAGAUAUCAGAACAUUAAGCAGCCGGUGCUGUCCCACCCGUUUCACCAUGCCAGCCAGCCUCAGAGAGGAGGUUACUACGAGGGGGACUGGGAGGAGUCACUCAGUGUGUGUGUGCUUGUGCGACAGGGUGAUUCGGACGGCCUCCACACCCUGCUGGAAAUCCCUCUGUCCGGUCACAAUAAAGUAGGAGAACUCCUUGGUCUGGGAGCUCACAAGUCCUCUGAGUUCUCCUUCCCAUUCACCACGGUGGAUGGCAGCAGAGAGGAUGACAUCAGCUUUGACAGCUUCAAGAGAAACAGUGGCGAGGCUGUAAAGAGACAACAUGGCUGUUUCAGAAGCCUCUUUGAAGCAGAGAGGUGUCCUGCACCGUUCAUUUAUGGCUCUCAGUUUUAUUGUUUUCAUUGCCCGGGCACAGAGCCGAUACCUGACAGUAGGCUGAAAUCUAGGUGGGACAUUGGACUUGACGGCAAGCCUGUGGAGCUGCCUCUGGUGCCUCCUACCUCUCUUUGUAGCCAUGCUGAGAGAGCAGAGGAAGAGCAUACUGACGGAGACAGUGAAGGGGAGGAGAAACUGGCCAUGAUCUAUGAAAGACUGAGGAUAGAGCUUCCAGAUUUCUUUGUGAAGAACCAUGAUUACACCAUGUACUCGUACGAUAUGGAAUUCAUCAACGGCCUCAUCAACACCAAGACCAGAGGCCGUGUGCUGUACCAGCUCACCCUCUCCCUGUGGCGUUUCCUGUGUCUGUGUUACUAUGCCGAGGCUCGGCUGGAGGUGCUGAAGCUCACCAAGCACAUGGAGGACAAGACCAUUAAAGCACGCUGGAGGAUCAAGGGCCUUCCCCUCCACACUCUGCUGCUGCGCUUCUAUCGGAAAGACAAAUCUCACCUAUACAGGUCAUAUGAUGCGUUCUCCACUUUUUACAUUGGAAGGGAUGGACUCAUUCACUGUCAUAAAGUUGAGAAGAUGAUGCCAGCUCAGCCCCCUGUCCUGCCCAGAGUAACUUCUCUCCUGGCAGGGGCUUUGGUGGCACUUGGGGUGCAGGAGCAUCGACCUGCCCUAAACCUGCUGCCCCUCCUCCUGUCCUCCCUUCGACAGAGCAGAAACUGACCACAGGACAAUGAUUAGAGGAGUAACGGCCAUUGGAAACGGUGUGUCCAAGGUCCAUGUGACUGAAAAGAUUCACCCACAAGGUCCAUGUGACUGAAAAGAUUCACCCAUUAUCAGCAUAGGAACACAUUGACAUGAGUUUAGCUCUCUGUCCUAGAAUCUCUUAAUGUUGCCCCUGAAUUAAAUACAGAGUCAAGCCUUCCCACUGCUUUUCCUUUUUUCUAAUUUUAGUUUAGUUGUUUGAAGUAGUGAAAGUGGUUCGUGUCAACACAGAGCUGGGUUUUUCUGGUCCAGGUAGGCGUCCCAUGUGAGUCAGCCGCCAGCUGUGGUAGCACAGCCUUACAGCCUUUUUUGUUUGUAUGUCUGUGUUGUAUUUUUCAAAUUUGAAAACAAAUUGCUAACGAAAGACCAGCCGUUUAAAACUCUAAAGAAAAAAAAAUUCUCAAUGUCAGACGCAGCAGUUUAAAAUUAGCGAAUGUAAAACCUCGGGCUUUCUCAUUUUUAAUCUGAAUACGAUUAUUAAACUGAUCAACAACACAGAUGUUGGCUACCAGCAAAACAUGAUGACAGAACUCUCAAACAUGGAGGUCUUUAACAGAAACAACAAAAUAUGUCAUGCAAGGCUAACGUCUGCUGCAGACACACAUUUCAGGUGGUGCUGCUACAUGAAGCUUGCUGCCAAACAAGCAGCUACCAAUUAAUUCAUCGUCCUCAUGGGUUCAUAAACAUGAUUUGCUUUCUGUUGUCAGGUGAGAAGAUGGAUGUCAAUCUUGUUUAUUGUCAUUAUUGUGUCAGUUCUGACUAUGGGUCAAGCUAACUUUGCACCCACCAGAGAUUUGGGAUGCCUGGAUCUGGCAAGAAACACACGUUAGGGCGAGGAGUGAAAGCCACCAUGUGCUCCUGUGCUUGUGUAUAGAUGACAUGGGUUUUGGUCUUGAUGUCUGAUGGCACCGUAUCUGGCAACCCCACUAUGACGACAAGACUCCAGGAAGCUGCACACAGUUACUUCACCCACCUGUUGUACAUCAAUCCAGCACAGAACUCCUCCUAAAACCUUUUCUGUUUACGAGAUCCGUCAUAUUAAUCAGAGAGCUUUAGGUAUGGUAGAUGUACUUUUAACUUGGAACAGAGCCAGGCUAGCUGCUUUCCCCUGCUUCCAGUCUUUAUGCUAAGCUAGGCUAACCCCAUCCUGAGUCCAGCUCACACAGACAUGAUAUCCAUCUUUUCAUCUUACUCUCAGAGUGAGAAGUGCAUUUCCCAACAUGCUGAACUACUCCUGUAAAUAUCCCACCUCGGCAUGCAGUGGCUGGAUGUGGAUCAGUGUUUUCCAGCCGAGCCUGGUCCCAGGGGGGCUGGACUGUUUGUUACACAGCAGACCGUUUCCAAGAUCAUGUCAUUAUUUGUGUUACUGAACAACAAGGCCUGAUUUCUCAGUAUGUUACGAGCCUGUUUGAAGUGGAAUGAGAGCCAAACUUGCCAAAGUUUGACUCGAGGUUUUUGAUCAUUGGUAGCGGAUAUGCCUGUCUGGCUCCCCCCAUGCAGUAGCCCCGUCAUAUGUAGAAUAUAGAACAGUUAAAUUAAGGAUUACGCACAGACUGGUGUGACGUGGGCCUCUCAGCACUGCUACUGUUGACCAGACAAAGUAUUGGUUAAAUCUACGGGGCCCAUUUGUGUAAACCACUGCUGCUUCCACAGGUGGUGUGGAUGACUGCAGCCUUGUGUCUCUGGUUCAGUUCAGUUCACUAAAAACAGACGUUCAGAGGAUCUUUCCCUGAAGGGAAUGGAGUUGUUGCAUUUGGUUGUUCACAUGAAAAGUAACAAAAUGUGUUGAAUGAACAAAAAAUAGGAUAAGAGAGUUCAAGUUCAAACCUUGCUCAGCCUCUUCAAAUGAAGAGCACGUCAGGUGGUCGACACAGCCCAACAACCAGACCAAUAAGAUCGUCUGUCAAGAAAACCCAAGCUUUGUAAUCUGUGGUCAGAUAAUGUGCUAAAUUGUAUUUCCACCAGUCUAAUCAAAUGAACAGUAUGUAUGAUCGGGAUGUUGACUACAGUUUAUUACUAAAAAACAACAGGAAGACAUGGAUCAAAGUGCCUGAAGAGGAGCUGCACCCAUAGUCGGGUUAUUGGUUAGUUACUUUUAGAUAAAAAGCAAAGAACAUGCUGUUAGUAGUUGAUGUUGAACAGCAUCACACUGAGACACAAAAGUCAAACAAUCUCACUGCUAGUGACUCGAGGACCACUUAAUGCACCCUCACUUCUUUGUUGUUAAUUUUAGUCAAAUAGAAUAGUCAGUAGCAGGGAAGUUCUAAGAAAUGCAGUAACUUUAGAGCUUCAAGGAUGAAGCUGAUGUUUUUCUAUAUUUUCCUUAGCAACAAAUCCCAUGUGCACACCAAACCUAAACAAGGUGUUAGUGAGUCUUCAGUCCCUCUCAGCCUCAAGCCCUUUGGUCCAUACAGACAGAAACACCUCAUGAACAGAGUUUCAUUUAGUUCUGCCCACUCUAGUUUUUAAAUAAGUGUCACUCAGACUGGAGGAGAAAGGUGUGUUUUGUUGGGGACCAUUUUCAGCAUUGGAUUAAUUCACAGAGAGUAUUUGGGCCAGCAGGACAGUCUAUCGGAUCAAGUAAAAAAUAAGUGUGUGUGUGUGUGUUUUCAUGUAAUGAUGCAGCAGUGUGGCUCAUUGAGUUUUGGACAACAUUGGAGCUCUAUGGCACAGAGUAGGAAGACAUAUGAGUCUUUGAUACACACACAGUACUUGUUAGUAGAUACUUUGAUCGUGGGUUUGGCUCUGCAUGUGGGAUUCAUUGACAAAAUGAAAAAUAUGGAGACUUUGCCGGACUUACUCUUUAACCACCCACAGUUUUACCAACAGAUUGCCAGCAGUAGACCUUUCACACACUGCUAGCUCGUACUGAGAAGUUACAUGAUUAUUAACAUGUAACACAUCAGUAGGUUAGACUGUAGUCCUUUCAGGCCUGUUGUUAAAACAAUUCAUGUACAAAUCACAGCAGAGUAUACAACUAAAACCUUAACAAUACAGAGUCCUCAAGAAUAUUGCAUAUACUUGGUGGUCAUGUUAGUGGAAAUAAUCUGGGUCAGCAUAUUAGCAGGGUCAUGAUGGAGCAUAAGUUGUGACUUCCCAUGCUUCUGAGCUUGUCGUGAGAAAUCUGGGAAAAUUUAGUUUGAAGCAUAACAAGUGGUGCGAGCCAGCUGUCACUCUCCUGUUUCACGACAAAGAUUGGGGCACAUGUGUAAGGUGAUAUGCCUGACAGGUUAGAUGCCAUUUCAUAAUCAAUCAAUAAAAAGACAACCACAAAGAAACAGCUAUAUUCAAGCUUUGCAGAUUCGUAUGUAGACACCAGACUAGAAGUCCAUCAGUCAGCCAGCCAGAGCAGGAGCUCAGUGGCUGUGAAGUGCUUUUAAAAAAAGCUAAAGCAUUAUUGUAUCACCAACAAAAGCUUGACACUGGCUGCUGAGCUCUGUGGGAAAUAACGAUCAGACACUCGCUGACUGAGUUACUCAACAUAAAUAUGUGGUUAUAGACUAUACAGUGUGCUGAAUACCUCCAACUGUCUGUUGGAAAAGACCUGACCUGUACAAAAUCUGACUGUCAUUAAUGCUAAAUGCAAAGGAAUCUCUGUAUAGGAGAAGAUUCUAUUGAACAUUGAAUUUGGUUGUGAAGUCGUACCUACAUUUUUAGCUGUACAUACUCAGGCUGUGUGCUCAAGCAAAAGCUAUGACUCCACUGUAAAGUUUGACGCUGCUCGAUAAUAUUUAGUGCUUCUGAAAAGCAGAGCAAUAAAGCAUGCUGAGCAUCAGGUUCUGUGUUGCUUAAUUUCCACAUGUACUGCUGCAAUAACUCCACUGUGUGAAUCCUGGUUGUGUGAAUAAAAUAAACUUAUG